Messenger RNA from Lodderomyces elongisporus, 675 nucleotides. RefSeq names its product ESCRT-I subunit protein. The transcript has a single exon. The record is from RefSeq and is a predicted model, not a curated record. Gene Ontology annotation, biological process: vesicle-mediated transport. Gene Ontology annotation, cellular component: membrane. Bases 1 to 675 code for a protein of 224 amino acids. NCBI's taxonomy places the organism in Eukaryota, Fungi, Ascomycota, Pichiomycetes, Serinales, Debaryomycetaceae.
AUGUCAUCUUUGCAACUGGAGAAUAGCCAAUCCUUGUCAAUUGCGCAGAAUUCACAAAUUUUGCAAACGCCACAAGCUCAGCAAGCUCCGCAAGCUCCACAAGAAAUACUCCCACUCACUUUGGAACAACUACAGCCAUUCCCUUUACCCAAACAGCUCAAUUCUCUUCCAAACCCACAAUUUACCACCUUUACCUCCGAUCCAGAACUAAUCAAGGGCUACAUACACUCACUAGAAUCAUACAGGUCCACAAUUUCAACUCUUGUUACCACGCUUACUAAUGUGUCUACCUCGGUCCUCCAAGAAGAUAUACGAGAUAAUUUGAUUCCGCAGUACGAGGCAUUAAUCGACAAAAUCACAAAUCAGGUACAGCAAUUGACAGAAAUUCACAAGGAAUAUUUGAGCAUGGAGACAAUCCAGUACCAACUUCUUUCGACAAACUUUAACUCGAAUGUAUUGAUGCGAAAAUUCCAGAAAAUGAUUGAAGAAAGUAAUAACGAGUGUAAAGAAAUUGUACAGAAAUACCAUAAAGUUCUGCGGCAGGAUGCAAAAGAAAACAGUGCUGAUUCUUUAACAAAGUUGAUUCAUGAGUUUAGAGAGCUGAGAAAACUGUAUCAUUUGAGGAAAGAGAAAAUGAAUCGAUGGCAAGAAGAAAGAGUCAGCGGAUUUAUUUAG